Messenger RNA from Arvicola amphibius (Eurasian water vole), 1826 nucleotides. RefSeq names its product Enah/Vasp-like (gene Evl). The transcript is spliced from 14 exons. Gene Ontology annotation, cellular component: cytoskeleton. The record is from RefSeq and is a predicted model, not a curated record. Gene Ontology annotation, molecular function: SH3 domain binding; actin binding; profilin binding. NCBI's taxonomy places the organism in Eukaryota, Metazoa, Chordata, Mammalia, Rodentia, Cricetidae. Bases 125 to 1378 code for a protein of 417 amino acids. Gene Ontology annotation, biological process: actin polymerization or depolymerization; protein homotetramerization; positive regulation of actin filament polymerization.
UUUAGCUAGAGUCUAAAAUCGUAGCUGUCUUCAUAGGGUCUGUGCUCCUCUGAUCCACAUACCCUAACCUGGUGGAGCACAGGACUCACCUCCUCAGGGUUCCCUGUGCCACCUUCAUUCAGCCAUGGCCCCAGGUGAACAGAGUAUCUGCCAAGCACGGGCUUCCGUGAUGGUCUAUGAUGACACCAGUAAGAAAUGGGUACCAAUCAAGCCUGGCCAGCAGGGAUUCAGCCGGAUCAACAUUUACCACAACACUGCCAGCAACACCUUCAGAGUUGUUGGGGUCAAGCUACAAGAUCAGCAGGUUGUGAUCAAUUAUUCAAUCGUGAAAGGGCUGAAGUACAAUCAGGCAACACCCACCUUCCAUCAGUGGCGAGAUGCCCGUCAGGUCUAUGGCUUAAACUUUGCAAGUAAGGAAGAGGCAACCACUUUCUCCAAUGCGAUGCUCUUUGCCCUGAACAUCAUGAAUUCCCAAGAAGGAGGCCCCUCCACACAGCGUCAGGUGCAGAAUGGCCCCUCUCCUGAGGAGAUGGACAUCCAGAGAAGACAAGUGAUGGAGCAGCAGCAGCACCGCCAGGAGUCUCUGGAGAGAAGAAUCUCUGCCACAGGGCCCAUCCUCCCACCUGGGCAUCCUUCAUCGGCAGCCAGCGCCACCCUCUCCUGUAGUGGACCUCCACCCCCACCUCCGCCCCCAGUUCCACCUCCACCCACAGGGGCUACACCCCCGCCCCCACCUCCUCUGCCAGCUGGAGGAGCCCAGGGGGCCAACCAUGAUGAGAGCUCUGCAUCAGGACUAGCUGCUGCUCUGGCAGGAGCCAAGCUGAGGAGAGUGCAGCGGCCAGAAGAUGCAUCUGGAGGCUCCAGUCCUAGUGGGACUUCAAAGUCCGAUGCCAACCGGGCAAGCAGCGGGGGAGGUGGAGGAGGCCUCAUGGAAGAGAUGAACAAACUGCUGGCCAAGAGGAGAAAAGCAGCCUCCCAGACAGACAAGCCCGCUGACAGAAAGGAAGAUGAGAGCCAAACGGAAGAUCCUAGCACCUCCCCAUCCCCAGGGACCCGAGCCACCAGCCAGCCACCUAAUUCCUCAGAGGCUGGUCGAAAACCCUGGGAACGGAGCAAUUCAGUGGAGAAACCUGUGUCCUCAUUGCUGUCCAGAACCCCGUCUGUGGCUAAGAGCCCCGAAGCUAAGAGUCCCCUUCAGUCGCAGCCUCACUCUAGGGUGAAGCCUGCCGGGAGUGUAAAUGAUGUAGGCCUGGAUGCCUUAGAUUUGGACCGGAUGAAACAGGAAAUCCUGGAGGAGGUGGUUCGAGAGCUCCACAAGGUAAAGGAGGAGAUCAUUGAUGCUAUCAGGCAGGAGCUAAGUGGGAUCAGCACCACGUAAGAUGGCGCCAGCCUUGGAGGAUCGCGAGGAGCCGUGCUGGCCCCAGCACACAGCGAGCCUGCAGAAGCGUGGAUGUACUUAAGUCUCAACCUGUGAUACAAUAUUAAAAUGAGGAAACAAACUUCAACUCCUGGAUUUUUAGCGUAUCUGACACAGAACACCGGGUCUAUUCUUUUUUGUAUUUUAUAUUUGCUUAUUUAAGUGUACAUUUCUUUGGUUUAUAGAGAGAACACCCCAAAAUCACCUGCUUUAUUAGAUGGCUUCCAAGUUUUCUCCUAGGUGACACUGUUAGCUCCACGGCCAGCAGUGAGCAGCUGGGUAGUGUGGCCUUUCCACGCCACAGAGCUGUCAGGAUGCAGCUCAGCCCCAGCAGCCAUGGUGUUUCCAGUCUGUCCACGCAGUGCGUGUUAUGUCCACUCGAUAAUAAACCGUUCACUGUCCACACUCA